This is a messenger RNA of Drosophila teissieri, 862 nucleotides long. RefSeq names its product GTP-binding nuclear protein Ran-like (gene Ran-like). The record is from RefSeq and is a predicted model, not a curated record. Bases 79 to 723 code for a protein of 214 amino acids. Gene Ontology annotation, biological process: protein import into nucleus; ribosomal subunit export from nucleus. Gene Ontology annotation, cellular component: nucleus; cytoplasm. Lineage: Eukaryota; Metazoa; Arthropoda; Insecta; Diptera; Drosophilidae. Gene Ontology annotation, molecular function: GTPase activity; GTP binding. The transcript has a single exon.
ACUUCUUAUAAUACACAAGCCGCUCCCGGGAUAGGUUCAAUUCAAUAUCAUAAAAUAAAUACAUGACCUUUUUCGAUCAUGCAAGAGGCGACCUCUUUCAAGCUGGUUCUUCUCGGAGACGGAGGAACUGGGAAAACCACAUUUGUCAAGCGACACGUGACCGGCGAGUUCGAGAGGAGAUACAUUGCGACCCUGGGUGUGGAGGUCUACCCAAUACUCUUCCACACCAGCCGAGGAGUGUACCGCUUCGAUGUUUGGGACACUGCCGGUCAGGAGAGGUUCGGUGGCCUGCGGGAUGGGUAUUACGUCCAAGGCCAAUGUGCCAUAAUAAUGUUCGACGUUUGCUCGAGAAUCACCUACAGGAAUGUGGCACGUUGGCACCGCGUCUUGGUGAGGGUAUGCGGCAAUAUUCCGAUUGUUUUGUGUGGAAACAAGGUGGACAUCAAGCAUCGGAAGGUUAGGCCCAGGCGCAUUGACUUUCAUCGUAAGAAAAACCUCCACUACAUUGAAAUUUCCGCAAAGUCGAACUACAACUAUGAGAGUCCCUUCGUCUAUCUGUUGCGAAAAUUGGUUGAUGAUCCCAGCUUGCAAUUGGUCCAGGACCCCGCUCCAAAGCCCCCAGAAGUGGUUUUCACCGACGAGGUGCGCCGUCAAGUGGAGAGCGGGUUAAUGGAGGCCAGCUUUUAUCCUCUGCCCACUUAUAACGAUGAUGAUGAUCUGUAAAGUUCUCGAUUAUUGUUCUUUCAAAAUUCAUGAGUUCUUGCGUCACAAUUUCCCCCUUCUGCGUUAAACUUCGCUCACUUUUAUGUCCAUGAUUUUUUAAAUUUCUCUGCUGGUAUUAUGAAGAUAACUAUUUAUUAUA